Maudiozyma barnettii is the source of this 1572-nucleotide messenger RNA. It is a transcript of the gene CLB3, whose product is annotated as B-type cyclin CLB3. Lineage: Eukaryota; Fungi; Ascomycota; Saccharomycetes; Saccharomycetales; Saccharomycetaceae. The record is from RefSeq and is a predicted model, not a curated record. Bases 1 to 1572 code for a protein of 523 amino acids. Gene Ontology annotation, biological process: mitotic cell cycle phase transition; regulation of cyclin-dependent protein serine/threonine kinase activity. The transcript has a single exon. Gene Ontology annotation, cellular component: nucleus; cytoplasm; cyclin-dependent protein kinase holoenzyme complex. Gene Ontology annotation, molecular function: cyclin-dependent protein serine/threonine kinase regulator activity.
AUGUAUCAAUCUAAGCAACCAUUAGGUAGUAAUGAGAACAAUCAGUCUGUCUUUACUGAGAAAUAUGAACAAUUCCCAGUUGAUGAAACCACUAUUGAUAAAGAGAAUAUAAUACCUUAUAAUUAUCAAUCCAUUUAUAAAGGUUUACAUACAAGUAAUUCGGCUAAUGUAUCUGUCAAGAAUACAUUAAUUAACAAACAAUUACAAAAUUCGACUCAAUUUCAACAACAUCGAUCUGUGUUGAGUGACGUCACAUCUCAGGUAAACAAUAAAUUAAAUAGUGUUCCUUCAAAUUCAACAUUAAAGUCUGAUGGAGGUUCGUCACACUCAUCAUCUUCGACAACUAAUUCUGUGGAUGUUUGGAGCAAUCACAGUUUAAAAGAACAACAAAAAUAUAAUAACAAUUUUAAAGAAGUUAGAAAUAGUAAUUCUCCAAUAGUAUUAGAAACUAAUGAAAAUGGGUCUGAUCAAAAAUAUAAUCCUCUUUCGACGGAAUCGAAUGAUAUUGUUGAAGAUGAGGAUGAAAAUAAUCUAGAAGACGAACAACAAACAAAUGAAUAUUCGGCUAUCGAAUCUGAUGAUAAUAAUGAUCAUAUGAUAAUACCGUUGGAAUUAAAAUUUACUAAUGAAAUUAAUAUGAUACUAGAUGAAGCUCAUAAUACAUAUUACCGUGAUACUCUUGAUUUAAUGGAUGAGGAUACAUAUGAUGUAGUUAUGGUUGCUGAGUUAACAGAUGGAAUAUUUGAUUAUUUAAGAAAAUUGGAGAUGGAAUAUAAACCAAAUCCAAAUUAUAUGCAUUAUCAAAAAGAAUUAAGAUGGUCAUAUAGAAGAAUCUUAUUGGAUUGGAUAGUUGAAGUUCAUAAUAGGUUUCAACUAUUACCUGAAACAUUAUAUUUAACUGUUAAUCUAAUUGAUAGGUUUUUAUCGAAGAAAAGUGUCAUGUUAAACAAAUUUCAAUUAGUCGGUGCGGCAGCUUUAUUUAUUGCUGCUAAAUAUGAAGAGAUAAAUUGUCCAUCGUUAAAGGAUAUUCUAUACAUGUUAAAUGAUGCAAAUACAAAAGAAGAAAUUAUUGAAGCAGAAAGAUUUAUAAUUGAUUCAUUAGAAUUCGAAAUCGGUUGGCCUGGCCCUAUGUCAUUUCUACGAAGAAUUAGCAAAGCUGAUGAUUACGAAUAUGAAAUAAGAACAUUAGCAAAAUAUUUAUUAGAAUCAACCAUUAUGGAUCCUCGUUUAAUAUCUAUCCCUCCGAGUUGGUUGGCUGCCGCUGCAUAUUUCCUAAGUAAAGUUAUCUUAGGUUACAAUUCGUGGUCAUUGAAACAUACUUUUUAUGCAGGUUAUACACAGGAACAAAUUCUACCAUUAGCUACGAUAAUCUUAGAAAAUUGUAGAGAUGCAUCGCAUUGCCACAAAGCAAUUUUGAAAAAAUAUUCAAAUUCUCGUCAACAUAAUUCUGCACAAUUGGUAGCCAGAUGGAUAGGCUCUGCAGAGAAAAAAGUUCAACAUGAUUCAUCUAGUACUUAUGGUGAUGGUGAUGAUGAUGAUAAAAAUGAAGAAAGUGGAAGUGAUCGAUUAUAG